Malus domestica (apple) is the source of this 806-nucleotide messenger RNA. Its product is annotated as small ribosomal subunit protein uS19x. Gene Ontology annotation, molecular function: RNA binding; structural constituent of ribosome. The record is from RefSeq and is a predicted model, not a curated record. Lineage: Eukaryota; Viridiplantae; Streptophyta; Magnoliopsida; Rosales; Rosaceae. Gene Ontology annotation, biological process: ribosomal small subunit assembly; translation. Gene Ontology annotation, cellular component: cytosolic small ribosomal subunit; ribosome.
CGUUAAAUCGAGGACCUAUAUAAACCCAAACAUAAAAACCCUAAUUUCCCCACUUCCACUGCAACUCCGCCAGUCGCCGAUUCUCUUUCUCGCUCUCUCUCCCUCCCUCUCUCCCUCUGCGAAUUAGGGUUUUUCUUCGUCUUCAGCAAAACAUGGCGGAUGUGGAGGCUGACGUUGCGGCGGCAGGAGUCCCAAAGAAGAGGACGUUCAAGAAGUUCAGCUUCAGAGGCGUAGAUUUGGAUGCGCUUCUCGAUAUGUCGACUGAUGAGCUUGUCAAGCUCUUCCCUGCCAGGGCUCGCAGAAGGUUCCAGAGAGGUUUGAAGAGAAAGCCAAUGGCUUUGAUCAAGAAGCUUCGCAAAGCUAAAAGGGAGGCCCCACCUGGUGAGAAACCGGAGCCUGUUAGAACUCACCUCAGGAACAUGAUCAUCGUACCUGAAAUGAUUGGUAGCAUCAUUGGUGUGUACAACGGCAAGACCUUCAACCAGGUUGAGAUCAAGCCUGAGAUGAUCAGUCAUUAUCUUGCUGAGUUCUCCAUAAGUUACAAGCCUGUCAAGCACGGAAGGCCCGGUAUUGGUGCCACUCACUCUUCCAGGUUCAUUCCCCUCAAGUGAAGUUUCUACUUCCUCCUUGAUCACUUGUUCCCUGAUAUCAGAUGUUGAGACCCUUUAAUUAAGUUAUGGAUUUGGAUUUUCCUUUAUCGAUAUCUUUUGAAUGUUUUAUCGUUCUGUAAACAAUGUCAAAGUCGACCGGCUUGUAGGAUUUAUCGGAUAAAGAUUCUCUUUCAAUCAAGUUUAUUAGUAUCUGAA